Molecule: messenger RNA, 1328 nt
Organism: Misgurnus anguillicaudatus (oriental weatherfish)
Lineage: Eukaryota; Metazoa; Chordata; Actinopteri; Cypriniformes; Cobitidae
Source: RefSeq, a predicted model, not a curated record
UCCUCUGUUUUUGCUCCAUGACGAUGUGCAAAUAAGAAUUGAGGGCACCCGUGUCCUAAUUCACUCACUUGUUUCCAUUCAUUCAGUCAGUCAAGUGGACUAUAUUAUAGCAAUCUAGGGAGUGAAUGUGUUUGGUGCUAUUUCGUACACAACCUAGCCGAAGAGCUUCUUCAGUGACAGAGAAAACGAUAAAAAUGCUUUAUAAUCGGCUUUACUUUAUGGAUUUAGUUUUGAGGAUCAUUCACCAGACGACAAAACUGUAGGAAAACUACAUUGUGAUGCGGUGCUACGCAACAAGACACAAAACGAAAGCGAAAGUAUAAUGUUGAGGUAAAUAAUGUUGAGGACGAGUUUCAUUUUUAAACGUGUUCAGUUGUCAUGUCGUUUGUAUAUUAAAAUUGUAGACGACCUAUUAAAAUAUUUUACGUUGUAUUUUACAUUGUAAGUAUAUUUAUCCAAGUCCAAUACUUUACGCGUGGAUCGAGAACAGUGUGGAUAUGGACACACAAGACUCAGAAGAGGACUCGGGGAAGAUGGAACGUGAACAUACACUUUCAACCACACUGCUGACAGAGGAUCAUUACAGAUGUUCAGUGUGUACAGAGGUCUUCAAGAAUCCAGUUUCUAUUCCCUGUGGACACAGUUACUGCAAACACUGCAUUGAGAUCUACUGGAGCAAACCAACUCAAGCUGAAUGUUACGCUUGUCCUCAGUGCAGAAAGAGGUUCAGAGAUCGGCCUGUGUUAAAUGUGAACGUUGCUUUAGUUAAACUGAUAGAAGAGCGGCAGCGGGCUGGGUUUAGUCCUGCUCUUCCUGAUCACUGCUAUGCUAGACCUAAAGAUGUGCUCUGCAGUAUGUCAUGUGACAUUAAGACCACCAGAAUAUCCAGAGCAGUAAAAAUAAUUCAAGAUGAAAUAUUGACAGCAACAGUGACUAAACAAAAAUCGACCUUGAAAGAAAGGGACGUACAGGGAAAACGUGUAUGUAAAGGGUUCGAAGUUCAAUUUAAAGCCAGGCCAGGACGACCCUCUGUUACUAAACUGAACAGAAACACUAUCAGACUGACCUGGUUAAAAGCUGAAGCAGAUGAAGAUUGUCCAGUUCUGCAGUAUAUGGUUGAGUAUAGAGAAGCAGGACUGGAGGGCUGGUCAUCAGUAUUAACACAAGGAUCUGAGUGUGAAUGUACUUUAACUGUACCUCACAGCACCUGCUAUAGAGUCAGAGUAUCUGCUGCCUAUGGAGAACAAGACCUCAGCAAACCUAGUGAGGAAACAUCUGUACCUGUGGAUGGUGAGAUAGACGUGAAAUUAUGAAAUUGAUAGUAACAU